AAGGCCAACGAAGGAGGGAUGGAGAAAGAGAUAGGCGCUUCCUGUAUCCUUCUCCUCCUUCUCCUUGCAGCCCUUUUUUUGGAGAGAUGGUGAGGCUUUCCAAUCUCUUUGGCUUGCUGAGGCCCUCCUUGGUUGGCCCUGAGAAACCCCAAAAGAGAGAAAACUUUCUCCCACCGGUAUGGAAAUGAAGGCAACAUCUGCAUUAUCAUUCGGCCUGGCAUGUCCUUCAUUAUAUUACUCAUCAUCCCCACUUUCAGAGUCUAGUAGCAUGUUUUGACCACUAUUCCGCAUGACUGAGUCACUUACAGUGGUUCUUCAGUUAUCUCUUCAAACAAUUUGGUUAAAAUUCACCAAGUGAACCAGGUAAUCUGCUUCAUCAAGGUAAAACUAUGUCCAGAGAAGGUGGUGGAGUGGCCACCCUGGACCACCAUUUCUUCACUCACGGAUUUUCUGCAGGCAUUACAAUGGAAGAGGCAGAAGGGCUAACUUUGGCAUAUGGAGAUUGGGGAGCUGACAAGAAGAGAUACCAUUUUGUCCCAGUUGGGUUUCCAAAGCGGCUGCCACCACAAGUGAAGCAAGAGCCGGAGGAAGACUUGGCCCAACUUUGGGAAGUCCAGUGGCAAGAGUUUCUGAGGGCGCUACAACCCUCUCAGGUAGGCUGGGAAGAUCCCAAACUCUGGGUUGAGAGGACAAGUGGGGAAUUAUCUCUGGGCUCCUUCGAAGGAGAAAUCAGCAAGUGGCUUUCAACAAAGGAGGAGCCCAUGAUGUUGCCAAGCAUCAACGGAGCAGCUGUAAAUAAUCUGGAUAUGAGAGAUGGCGAGGAUUAUGAAACGAUGGAGGGAGAUGUUCGAGCCAAAGAGGACAUUGGGGCCGAGAUCCAGCGCAAACGGUUCCGGGAUUUCCACUACCGGGAGACGGAGGGGCCUCGUUGGGUUUGUGGUCGACUCCAGGAACUCUGCCAGCGGUGGCUGAAGCCAGAGAAGUCAAGCAAGGAGCAGAUCCUGGAGAUGUUGAUUCUGGAGCAGUUCUUGACCAUUUUGCCUCAGGAAAUGCAAAGUUGGGUUAAGGAAGGCAGGCCGGAGACUCCUGCCCAUGCGGUGGCCCUGGCGGAGGAAUUUCUGCAGAGCCAAGAAGAAUCCAAAGGGUGGAAACAACAGGUCCUUURUGAGAUGCCUUCUGAGACAGAAAAAGAGGAAUCUMCCAGGGSUUUCCUGUCCUCAUUUGAUAURAAGCCAAGACAGCCACUGUGCAAAGGGAUGGAGGAGGAGAAGAGGGACAAGGAAGAUGGUGGUCACCUUGUUAGUGGAAUGACGCCUGCCAUGGAUUCUGCAUCAUCUCUUCUCAAGGCUGUACCUGCGCAAACUCAGGGACAGGUGACCUUUGAGGAAGUGGCGGUGCAUUUCUCCGAGGCAGAGCAAGCCCUCCUGGAUGAAGACCAAAGCUCCUUGUAUACCGAAGUCAUGCAAGAAAAUUACAGAAACAUCACCGCUUUGGGCUUUCCUAUGCCCAAACCAGAAUUAAUAUCCUGCCUGGAAGGAAGAAGAGAGCCAUCCAUCCUGGAUGCUGAAAAAACAGGAAAAGAGGAGAGUGCAGAUGUUGCAGCUACAAGUGAGGUUAAAGAGGAAAGCUUACUACAGGAGGAAGAUCCGGGACUGGAAGGGAACCAUGAAAUGAUCCCAUUGGGAUCCCAGGAGGGGAUCUGCUUGACAACUCAGGAUUCUGAGAGUGAUAGCAUACCCGGGGAAAAUGGGACAUGCAGAACACAUCCAAAAAUCUCUUCUGAGUCAUCACAAUCAGAUGGAACAUUACUGGAAGGUUUUCAAGAGAGCAUUUCCAUGAAGCCUGAGCUCUUUGAUCAGGGCUACGAGUCUGACCGACAGCCAUGGCAGCAUACUGUGAAGCUGUGGGGCAUAUCCAUCCAGAAAGUGGAAGAUGUUGUGUCAGAUAACACUGGCAUCAUUCAGGUGGGAGAGGAGCAUCACAUGUGUCGCAAAUGUGGACAGGCAUUUGAGCACCAAUCAGGACUUAUUGUGCACCAGAUGAUCCAUACGGCAGAGAGGCCCUAUGAAUGCCUCGAGUGCGGGAAAAGCUUUUGCCAGAGGGAGAACCUUCUCGCACACCAAAGGAUCCACUUGGGGGAGAGGCCUUACGAGUGCCUUCAGUGUGGGAAGCACUUCAGCACCCGCUCCCACCUCAUCACUCACCAGAGAAUCCACACGGGUGAGAAGCCGUACAAAUGCCUUCACUGUGCCAAAAGUUUCAGCAACAAGUCCUCACUCAUCACGCACCAGAGAAUCCACACCGGAGAGAAGCCGUACACGUGUCUGCAGUGUGGGAAGAGCUUUUGCCAGAGUGGGCAGCUGAUUCGGCACAAGAGGAUCCACACCGGAGAGAAACCAUACGCGUGCCCGCAGUGCGGGAAAUGUUUCUGCCAAAGAGGACAGUUGAUUCGACACCAGCGGAUGCACACGGGGGAAAAGCCAUACGAAUGCCUUCUGUGCGGAAAGAACUUCAGCAGGAAAUCAUAUCUUGACAUUCACCUGCGAAUGCAUUCGGGAGAGAAGCCGUACAAGUGUUCCGAAUGUGGGAAAAGUUUCUGCCAGAGCUCUCAGUUGAUUCGGCACCAGAGAAUCCACACUGGAGAGAAGGGCUUUAGGUGUUCCAAGUGUGGCAAAAACUUCUAUCAGAAAGAAACACUGGUAAGGCAUCAGGGAACCCAUGGGGAAUCGAUACCCUACGAAUGCUCUGAAUGUAGAAAGGCCUUCCUAUGGAAAGAUAAGCUCGUACGGCACCAGAAAACCCACACAAGGCUUGAAACAGGUUGGUGGUGGUUUCUUGUAUUUUUGUGUUCCAAUACAGGCGAGGAUGGGGAAGAUGCUCGGAAGAGAACGCAAGUAACAAAGAUACACUGCAAGGGAUUACCUACGGCACAUCUCCAAUCUGGGCAAGGAACGAGAAGGAUGUCGUUGGUUCAAUAUGAAUGGUCUGCUUCGCGUCCGAAAAGAAAAAAGAACGCAUCCGUCUAUAUACAGAUGGUAUCCUUCGAAGAGGUGGCCGUUUACUUCUCCAAAGCAGAAUGGGCGCUCCUCAACCUCUACCAAAGAGCCAUCUACAGGGAGGUCAUGAUGGAGAAUUAUGGGAACGUGGUCUCCUUGGAGAUGGGAAUGAUGCUGCCACUGGUCCAGUCAGGACUGCCUCCUUUGCAUCCAACCCGGCAGAGGAACACAGAGCAUCCCACUCAGCUGAAGCCGGUGAACUUCGAAGACGUGGCCAUGUGUUUCACAGAAGCUGAAUGGGCCCUUCUGGAUCAAAACCAAAGAGCCUUCUAUAGGGAGGUCAUGAUGGAGAAUUACGGGAACAUGGCCUACUUAGUCCUGGAGUUUCAUCUGGCUUUUCGGAAGGAGGAAGAAGAAGACCUAUGGCAGCCCUUCUUUCAAGACUCAGAUGGAUCAGGAAUAGCUGAUUCAGGCAGCCACUCAGGAAAUGUCAGGAGAACACAGGUUUGUCCAGAGUGUGGCCGGUGUUUUGCCCUAAAAUUGACUCUUGCGCGACAUCAGAGGGCCCACACAAGAAAGAAACCAUGGGAAAUCACAGAAAACGGAGAAUACCUUGGCCAACGUUUGGAAAAUGCGAACUCUCAGACCACUCUGAGGGAAAAGACACCUUAUCAGUGCUCAGAUUGUGGGGAGUCAUUUGUGGAUCAACCUAGCCUUCUGAGUCACCAAAAAGCCCAUGCUGUGAAGAAUAUAUAUACAUGUACGGAAUGUGGGAAAUACUUUGCUACGAAUGCAGAGCUUCUGAGACACUGGAAAAUUCAUGUGGAAGCCAAACCCUUUAAAUGCUUAGAGUGUGGGAAACAAUUUGCUAUGAAUUCAUCGUUGGCAUGUCAUAACAGAGUCCAUAAAAAGGAAAAACCCCAUAAGUGCCCCGAGUGCGGGAAGUGUUUUCUCCACAGAACGAAACUUCAGCGGCAUCAGCGAAUCCACACAGGUGAAAAGCCCUACGAAUGCUUCAAGUGUGGAAAACGUUUUUCGGAGAAAUCCAUUCUGUUAAGGCAUCACGCCAUUCACAAUACAGAGCGGCCUCAUAAGUGCAUGGAAUGUGGGAAGUGCUUUGCUAUACCAACCCAACUUGUGAUUCACGAGAGGAUCCACACGCAAAAAAGUUUGUACAAAUGUAUCGAAUGCGGGCGAUGCUUCUCCCAAAAGCAGCAUCUUCAUCGUCACCAAAAAGUCCACACAGGAGAGAAACCCUACAAAUGCUCAGAGUGUGGGAAAUGUUUCUCCGAGAAAUCCCAUGUCACCAUCCACCAGAGAACCCACACAGGAGAGAGGCCCUACAAAUGUGCGGAGUGUGGGAAAUGUUUUCCCCAAAACUCGCACCUCCGUAUACACAUGAGAGUCCAUGCUGUAGAGAAACCCUACAAAUGCUUGGAGUGUGGGAAAUGUUUUCUCAAGAAAGCCUAUCUUAAUCGACACCAGAAAGUCCACACAGGAGAGAAAGCCCAUAAAUGCCUGGAGUGUGGGAAAUAUUUUUCCCAGAUUGCUAACCUUCACAAACACCAAACAAUCCACACAAGAAAGAAAAUAUAUCAGUGCUCGGAGUGCGGGGAAUGUUUUGGUCAUCAGUCGGCGGUUGUGACGCACCAGAGCGUGCAUGCCGGAGUGAGGAUGUUCAAAUGCACAGAGUGUGGGAAAGGUUUCGUGGAGAAAUCCAACCUUGAAAAACAUCAGAAAGUGCACUUGGAAGAGAAACCGCAUGAAUGCUCAAAUGGCGAGACACCGUGUACUCACCAAUCCGACCUUGGGAGCCAUCAAAAGAGGAACUUAAGAAAGAGACCCCAUGUUUGCUUAGAGUGCGGAAAAUGUUUUCCUCGGAAACAAAAUCUUGAAGUGCACCAAAGUAUCCACACGGGAGAAAAACCUCAUAAGUGCUCAGAGUGUGACAAAUGCUUUUCUCAUAUCUCACAGCUUCGUAAACACCAGGGAGUCCACACAGAAGAGAAACACCAUAAAUGUUCAGAGUGCGGCAAAUCUUUCCGCGAGAAAUCCUACCUUCAUAUACACCAGCGGCUCCACACGGGAGAGAAACCUCACGAAUGCUCGGAAUGCGGCAAAUCCUUCCGUGACAAAUCCUAUCUUCGUGUACACCAGAGACGCCACACAGGCGAGAAACCCCAUCGGUGCCUGGAGUGCGGGAAGUGUUUUCUUCUGAAAUCGAGCCUUGACGAACACUGGAAAACCCACAUGGGAGAGGAACCCAGCAAAUGCUUGGAGUGCGGGAAAACGUUUUCCAAGAAGUCGCUGCUUCGUCGUCACCAGACAGUCCACACUGGAGAGAAACCACAUCAGUGCCUGGAGUGUGGGAAGUGUUUCCGCGAGAAAUCCUAUCUCCAUAUACAUGAGAGGGUCCACACAGGAGAGAAACCACACCAGUGUUCGGAAUGUGGGAAAUCCUUUUUCAUGAAAUCAUACCUCCAUGUGCACCAGAGGGUCCACACGGGGGAGAAACCCUAUCAGUGCUUGGAGUGUAGCAAAUGCUUUUCCCAAAAAUCGAGUCUUGUGACCCACCAGAGAGUCCACAUUAAGCAAGACUCCAUAAACACUUGGAGUGUGAGCAGUCUGUAUCCACAGAAUGAAGACUUGAUAGAAAUUGGAGAGUCCAUGGAGGAGGAGAACCAGGCUAAGGACUGGUGUGUGGAAAAGGAUUCCCCCAGCAACUACUGCUUAGUAGACACCAGCGAAUCCACACACGAAGAAAACCCCAGAAAUGCUUGGGGUGUGGCAAAUAUUUACUUUGGAAACCGUACUUUUGUGUGCAACGUAGAGUCAACACCAAAAAAAUCUCAAUGAAUGUCUGGAUUAUGGGAAUUCUUGACAAGCAUUGAAGACACCACUCAAGAGGAAAAUUCUGUUUUACAUAUUUGUACACCACUUUUCGACCUGAAAAAGACGGUGAAGGCAGAAGUGUAGAAAAUGUUUUUCUCUGAAAAGGAAAGGAAAAAUCCAUUUAAAUGCUUAGAGUGUGGCGGAUGAUUUUGCCUCAUCUCAAGCUUUGUACAGUAUUUGAAACUCCAAACAAAGUAUUGUCCUAGAUUGUGGACAAUGUUUUAUUUUGAAAUCAAGCCUUAAUGAACAUUGAAGAGGAGGCCACCGUGUUACAAUUCUAUAUAAGAAGGUGGUUUUAUGCUGUUGGUUGGCACAUUUAUAAUCUACCUUGGAACUCUUCGGAUCAAGGGUAGGCUAAUACACUGGAAACCAACCAAACCGAUCUCUCUCGGAAGCAAGUUCCUCAAUGCGACCAAAUCUGCAGAUGAGAGAAACCAUGAUUUAAGCUGUGAAUCAUUAGAUGGAGGCUACAGACAUCGCGUAGUUUAGGCUGUAUGUCUCCUUUUUCCGGAAAUCUGAAGGUCUGUGAAACUGAAACAUUUGCUGCUGCUGCCAAUUCUGCCUUUGAGGAAAGGGGGCUAGCUACACACCCAAUGCUGGCUGAAUUGUCCUCAAAGAGCUCUCACUCCACAGUAUUUUAAAAAAAUUGAGGGAAGAAAGGGAAGACUCCAGGUCCUGCAGCUUGACUUACACAACGGCCCCUGUGAAAAUCAGAUGUCAGGGAGGGAUACGUUCAAAAAUAUCUGCCUACCGCAGGCUCAGGGAAUGUUGGAAAGCUCCAGCUUCCCAUCCAAUCUGCACUGAGCUUUCCCUUCAUGCUCUUUUUCUGGGACUCCUGACCAGCCACACGCCACCAGUGGCUCUUCAGAAGGGCAAGAUAGUGUGAGAUUUCUGGGAAGCCAGAGAGUGUGAAUCACGCUGGAGGACCUAAAAAUUGCCAGAAGUAUUUGCUCUAAAAGUAUUCGCUCUAGGUCCUCCUGUGCAGCGCUUUGGUCAACAUCUACAGGAAGUCUCCUUUUCUCUGGAAAUCUGAAAGAUUGCAGAAACAGAAACUUUUUCUGCUGCUACUACUUCUGCUUUUGAGGAAAGGGGGCUAGCUACACGUCCAGCACCAACGGAAUUUGUCUUAAUGAACUUGUGCUCCUCUAUUGUCUGAAUUUUGACAGGGGGAAAGGAAAGAGAAGGAAAGUCCAAAUACAUCCAACAGUUGCAGGUUCGGGACAUGUUGGAAAGCUCCAAAUGCCUGGACUUGCUAAACUUCCAGCUGUAUGCCUCUCUUGAUCAGCUGAAUAGAGAAGAUGAUAUAGGUUGUUGUGAGUUUUCCAGGCUGUAUGGCCAUGUUCCAGAAGCAUUCUCUCCUGAUGUUUUGCCUGUAUCUAUGGCAGGCAUCUAUGGCAAGUUGUGAGGUCUGUUGGAAACGAGGAAAAUGGGGGUUAUAAAUAAAGAACACUCAGAAAACAGGGGAAUUCCAGGCAUGAAACAAUCAGGGCCAGUUAAUCACCUCCCAACAAAGGAUUUGCCCAGGCAGUAAGAAGCCAGACCAUGAAAUUGCUAGGACAAUAAAUGCUAAUCAAGAUGACCAAUUGCAACAUCCACACCUACCUCAAACAGACAAGAGUUCUUUCUCCCACCCUGAACAUUAUUCCACAGGUAUAUGGACCCCAUUUUCCUAGUUUCCAACAGACCUCACAACCUCUGAGGAUGCCUGUCAUAGAUGCAGGUGAAACGUCAGGAGAGAAUGCUUCUGGAACAUGGCCAUACAGCCUGGAAAACUCACAGCAACUCAGUGAUUCCAGCCACGAAAGCCUUUGACAAUACAUUGAACAUGGUAUGGAUUGGCUGGGCAUUCACAGAGUCCAUGGCAGCCAGUAUUUGUACUUUUCCGGCAGAUAUUGACCAUCGGAUCACACUGGAGGACCUAGAGAUUGCUAGAGCAAGGCUCUUUCUGGGAAUCUCUAAGUCUUCCAAUACAGCUGGAAGACCUAGAGAACAUUAAUCAAAUCCACAGAUAACACAGUCCAGCACAUAUUUUGGUGUCUCAAAUGUUAGACCUGUUUCUGGCUAUAUUUGACUUGCUGAUUCCAAAACCUAUAGUAGCCAAACUUACAAAUGUGGAGUGCCGAUUGUGCUCCACUUUGACCUCGACGGAGGAGAAGCAAGAUAGGUGUUUAAUGAUGUCGUUCAAUGAACAACUAAAUAUUUGACCAAAUAGCAACUGUGUUGUGAUCUGCUUUUAAACCCUUUGGGGGCUAAGGGGGAAAGCCAGUAUUAGAUGAGUGGGCAUCCACUCACAUAGAAAAGAUUCUCCGUUGUCCCAAAUCUACUCUGGAAAGUCCCACGGGUCUGUGGGGAAAACCUGAGGAGGGACACAGGGACUCUGGAGAUUAGAGAGAAUUGAACCCAGCCCCAUAGUGCCUGCUACAACCCCAGUGACUUUAUCCCUGUUUGUCUUCUCCUACCUGCAGUUGUUUUUCUUAGUUGUUUUGUUGUGUCGCGAUGUACGUAGUUGUGUACAUCAGUAACAUUGAAUUAAUUUGUUUGGGGGGGGGGGAGAACCAGAAGGUAGAAGGAAACUACCAUAUUUCUUCUAUUCUAAGACACCAUCGAUUGUAACGCACCCAGAAAUUUCAGUACCAUUGUGCAUUUGGCGAACCCAUAUAGCCUGAGGAUGAUGGUCCUCCAAGACUUGGCGGUGGGUCUAUAGGUGGUUGUGGAGCCCUAUUCUUGAACCGCAUGUUCUCCCACAGUGAGGACAUUGGUUUCCAGGUGGAAGGUGGUCCUGGUCAGGGUUGGCUUGACACAUCUUCCUCUUGGCACAUUUCUCCCUUUCACCCUCCAUAUGUGCCUCUGAAUUCUGCAGCACUGCUGGUCACAGCUGACCUCCAGUUAGAUCACUCAAGGGCCAAGGCUUUCCAGUUCUCAGUGUCUAUCUCACAGUUUUUAAGGUUGACUUUAAGCCCAUCUUUAAAUCUCUUUCCCUGUCCACCAGCAUUACAUUUCCCGUACUUGAGUUGGGAGUAUAGUAACUACUUUAGAAGAUGGUGAUCGGGCAUUCGGACAACAUGGCCAGUCCAACAGAGUUGAUAGUAGAGCAGCGUCACUCUAUUGCUGAUGGUCUUUACUCUUCCAGCACACUGACAUUUGUCUGCCUGUCUUCCCAAGAGAUUUGCAGGAUUUUUCAGAGGCAGCACUGAUCGAAUCAUUCCAGUAAUUGAGUGUGACAUCUGUAGACAGUUUCGCAGGCAUAGAGCAAGGCUGGGAGGACAAUAGCUUUAUAAACAAGUACCUUGAUAUCCCUACGGAUGUCCUGAUCCUCAAACACUCUUUGCUUCAUUCUGAAAAAUGCUGCACUUGCAGAGCUCAGGUGAUGUUGCAUUUCAGUGUCAAUGUUGACUUUUGUGGAGAAGUGGCUGCCAAGGGAGCAGAAAUUGUCAACAUUUUCUAAUGUUACACCAUUAAGCUGUAUUUCUGGCUUGCAGAGGG
Anolis sagrei ordinatus is the source of this 9371-nucleotide messenger RNA. The record is from RefSeq and is a predicted model, not a curated record. NCBI's taxonomy places the organism in Eukaryota, Metazoa, Chordata, Lepidosauria, Squamata, Anolidae.